This is a messenger RNA of Leptosia nina, 1059 nucleotides long. NCBI's taxonomy places the organism in Eukaryota, Metazoa, Arthropoda, Insecta, Lepidoptera, Pieridae. The record is from the annotation of a GenBank genome assembly.
AUGUCAGCUAGUGUCGACGAACUGACCUGCAGAUUCGUUGGCAAAAAUGGAAAGAAAUAUGAAAUUCACGCAAAUAUCACAGAAACAUACCCUACGACCCCGCCAGUGUGGUUUGCCGAGAGUGAAGACCUGAUAGUGACAAAUGCUGUUCAGAUACUAACUAACACACAGGGAAGAGAUAAUCAUGUUAUUAAUCAGGUGGGUAUAUUAUUGAGAGAACUAUGCAAGUUACAUGGUGUACCAGAACCACCUGAUUUGGAUUCACUUUCAUUGCCCGUCCACCCAGCACCACAGCAGAGAGUUCCAAGUGUAACAUCAAACGGCGCAGAAUCCGGUACAGAGGAAGAUGAAGACAUGGCCGCUGAGGAGGAUGACUCAGAGGGAGAAGACGACUUGCCACUUGAAAUGGUUGAGGAUGCUGCCAGAAGUAACAAGGAUGAUAUGGAAACAGAACACCUAGCAACUUUAGAGAGAUUGAGACAGAACCAACGGCAAGAUUACCUGUCUGGAAGUGUUUCCGGCAGUCUUCAGGCCACGGACAGAUUAAUGAAGGAAUUAAGAGAUAUUUAUCGCUCACACUCAUUUAAAAGCAAUAUGUAUUCUAUAGAACUGGUAAAUGAUUCUCUAUACGAAUGGAACAUAAGACUGCGUUCUGUGGACCCUGAUAGUCCAUUGCACAAUGAUCUGCUAGUUUUAAAGGAAAAGGAAGGAAAGGACUCCAUACUACUCAAUAUCAUGUUUAAAGAGACAUAUCCCUUUGAGCCGCCGUUUGUAAGGGUGGUCUAUCCUAUUAUAUCUGGAGGCUAUGUGCUGGUGGGUGGCGCAAUAUGCAUGGAACUUUUAACGAAACAGGGUUGGUCGUCAGCGUACACAGUGGAAGCGGUUAUAAUGCAAAUAGCCGCAACUUUAGUUAAGGGCAAGGCGCGGAUUCAGUUUGGCGCGACGAAAGUCGUAUCUCAAUCGCAAUACAGCCUUGCGCGCGCGCAGCAAAGCUUCAAGUGCCUCGUGCAAAUACAUGAGAAAAAUGGUUGGUUCACACCGCCAAAAGAGGACGGUUAA